GCGACCGGCAGCCAGGCAGCACAUUCGAAUCCCUUUGUCUGGCCCGCGCGAACGCGAGAAGCAUCCUCCGGAGGAAUCCGGGCCGGCGGAUUUUGCGGGGCUCGCGUCUCAGUUCCCCGAGGACACCACGGCGGGCCACGCUGGACCCAAGGUCACUGGACGCGGUCAACCUCUUCUGGAUUCCUCGCGGCGCGCGACUCGCUUUUCCGACGCGGCGCGCCGCGACCCGACGACCCCGUCGCCCGGACGUCGCCCAAGAGAAGGCCCCGGGAGGCCCGCGGGACCGAGUGUGAAAGUGCCGGAGUAAAAGCGAGGCAAAUCGGGCCGCUGCGAUCGGUUUCCGCGCGAGCCGCGCAGUGAUCGACGACGAAAAGGUGCGCGGACAAUCGAGCCGCCUCGACGCGGAGGCGCUCCCUGCGCCGUGGAUCGCCGGUCCCGUCCGUUUGGCCGACGGUGAUCGAUACGGUCGAUCGAUCGGAAGAAGCCCGAGGCGUCCCGAGUCGGCCCGAGGUGGCCCGAGAACCCCGAAAUCCAACGAAAGAAGCGAUCCGGCAGAGCGCGCGUUCCUCGAUCGGCCGCGAUCCGCGGCGAUGAUCGCCGCGAUCGGUCCCCGGGGCCCGCUAGCCUGCCCGCGGCCCCUGUCCCGCGCGUUUCCGGGGCCCGAGCGUGUUCGAAAGUCACCGCGGAUGACCCAGACUCGUGCGCGAUCGAGCAUGAAAUCAAUUCGAGGCGGAGCGCCGCGAGCCACGGACGGCCUGCCAGCGAUUUCCUCGCGACUUCUCGGGAUCUAGGCUCGGGAUCUAGGAUCCUACGACCGCGGAGGACACGCGGGAGCUUCCGAGCGAAGCGGCGGAGCGGUCGGUGCCGUGGGAUCGAGAGGAUCUCUCGCGAGGAUCGAGGGAGAACGAGACAGAGAAAAGAGACGUCGUCGUCGUCGCGGACUCGCCUGGACGAGAUAGGAGCGGGACGAUAGCCGAGGUCAUCUCCGGCCGAGUCAUUGGGAAUGCAUUGUCCACGGUGCUCGCGCGAUCCAGCUUCGUCCGCUUGCUACGCUCGCGCGCGAGAUCGCAGCCGCUUCGAGCGGCCGCGUCACCGAUAAUCGAGCCCGGAGUUUAUCGCUCGCGCGCGUCUCCUCGCCUCUCCUCCCUCGCCCCGACGCCGAUUAACAGAGCGAGCUCUUAUCGAACGGCGAUGCUUAUUGAAUAGAUCACUUCCGAGCGAGCUGGCUGACGCGGACUGGCGGCCGUCCGUGUCGAACGCCGCGAAACCAGUCGCCGACACCUGCCCAGCGGCCGCAGCUUCUCGAGCGGAACCUGCGGUGCCCUCGGCUUGUCGUCUCAAUUACGAGCGUUUUGCUGAAUACAUUGGAGCCUCGCGGAGGCGGCCAAGUCGUCUUUGUUCGGAGAACGCCGCGGUUUUGGCGCGUUUUUGGCGACCGAAGCGGUAACGCCGCGACGAACCCGGCUGCGAAAGUGACGCGGAGUAUACGGUUCGAUCGAAGAUCCGCGGCGUGGAAUUGGCGGAGACGAGGUGUGGAUGAUCUAGGGACGAUCUGCAGGCGAUUCUGAAUGGAACUGUUGGUUCGGAUUGAGGAUUUGAAUUGAACUGGGACCUCGAAUUGAAAGAGGAAGGGACGAGCGCGUCGGGAAAUCGACGGAAAUGAUCUGUGAACGAUCUGAAGACGAUCUGGAGACGAUUUGCAGAUGAUCUAGAAACGAUUUAGAGGCGAUCUCGAAUGGAAUUGUUGGUUUGAAUUGAGUCUUUGAAGUGAAUUGAAACCUCGAAUUGAAUUGAAACCUUGAAUUGAAUUAUCUUCGCCGGGAAGACGCGAUACGCGCGUCGAUAAAUCGACGAAAACGAUCUGUAGACGAUUUCGAGACGAUCUGCAGACGAUCUAGAAAUGAUUUAGAGACGAUUCUGAAUGGAACUGUCGGUCUGAAUUGAGUCUUUGAACUGAAUUGGGACCUCGAAUUGAAUCGAAACCUCGAAUUGAACUAUCUUCGCCGGGAGGACGCGAGAAGCGCGUCGAUAAAUCGACGAAAACGAUCCGCAGACGAUUUGGAAACGAUCCGCAGACGAUCUAGAAACGAUCUAGAGACAAUUCUGAACAGAACAGUCAGUCUGAACUGAAUCCUCGAAUUGAACUAAGUCCUCGAAUUUAACAAUUCCCUGCGGAAGGAAGCGACAAUCGCGUCGCGAAAUCGUCCAAAACGAUCCGCAAACGAUCUUUAGACGAUCUAGAAACGAUCUAGAGCCAAUUCAGAACAUAACAGUCGAUCUGAACUAGAUCCUCGAACCGAACUAAGCCCUCGAACCGAACAAUCCACCCCUGGAGGCCGCUGUAAUCGCGUCGCCGCGCUCAUUUUGGACCCGCGGAGCGCCGCGAUAAAACGCGAACACCUCGAUAAAACUCGAACACCGGGGAUCCCCGAGCACCGGGAAUCCAAGUAGCAAACUUCCGCAACACAUUUAGGCAACAAUAAACCGAACCUUGGCGCCUCGGCGUCGAAUCGUCGCACCUGCCGCUAUCAGCGAAGCCUGACCGCGCGGCGUCGCCGAGCCUUGGGUGCCCUCACCGCCGCACAAAACCGGCGGAAAAUCAUCGGCAACACCUGACCAGCAGAACCGCCUUUUCCCGGAGCAGCUGCUCCGGUCAGAAGUAUCAACAAAGGAGGCGGAGGAACAAUCAAGCUUGAUAAGCGGCGUCCGCGCGCGGCGAGGCAAGAGAGAGAGAGAGAGAGAAGGCGCCGAGAUCGGCGCGGGUGACGUCAGUUUCCGUCGAAUGGUGCGCGCGUUUCGAAGCGAGGAAGGGAAGAUAGGUGUCGGAGGAUCGAACGGGGACGUGGAUCGCCGGUUUGCUCGAUAAGAAGCAGCGAUUCCGCGGCGUUUGCGCUCGCGACUUCUCGCGGCUCGCCGCGCAAAAACGGAUGCGCGAGCCGAGAAAUCGGGAUUCUAGAUCGUUCGCGAGUGAACCAGAAGGUCUAUUCGAAGUCGAGGGACCUAGCAGUGGGCGACAGUGUACCUUCGAUCCGAUCUAGAAGAGAGCGGCGAUCGAGAGGCGCUUGGAAGUCGCGGCCGACCUUGCGAUCGCCGCCGAAGAAGACGCCGUCGUCCCGAGAAGACUCGUCGAAGGGAACAGUGGCCGGCGUGUUGAGGUGGUCACGAGUGAUCGGUAUUCACGGUGGGGACGAAUCCCAGACCUACAAUCGUCGGGUGACGUCAGGGUGCUCGCGCGACGCUCCGACGCGACGCGACGCGGCUGAAAAGAACCGAACGGAACGGUUCGGGAGAUCGCUUUGUGCGCUGGAAAUAUGACCGCUAAAUAUAGUCGGAAGAAUUUCCGCGGCAUCCGCGCGGCCGGUUUUGCUCGAUUUUCGUAGCCGCGAUUUAUGCGAAACGAGUGCGGCCGCUGGUCCGCGGACGUCGUCGUCGUCACCGACGUCGCAGGCUCGUGUUACCCGUCGGCCGUCGUCUGCGAAUCAGAUCAGUGACUCGGCCGAGCGCGUCGUCGACCGAAAGAUCAUCAUCGUGUGCCGCCCGCUCCAUCGUGCCGUGGAUCACCACGACGAACGAACGAUGCUCAUCACUAAGUAUACCACGAUACUGCUGCAGUCCACCAAUCAGCACAUCAUCAGGAGCGAUGUCUUCCUGGAACCGUACCUGCAGCAGCACGGGACCGUUCAGGUUGUCAGCUCGCCGAGCACGCCUCCGCCAAAUCCGCUGCAACAUCAUCAGCUUACGCAGCUACAUCAUGUACAGAGCGAGGAGUCGCUCUCCUCGGAGGGCUCGGCGACCUCCGGUGGAUCUUCGAGCUCCACGGAAGAUUCUGGCAGCGAGGUCGCCUGCGACAUCACUCUGAUCGAGAGGCUUAUACGGUCCCAUCCGAUCUGGUUCCUUCCUGGCAUCCAAAGGGCCGGCGCUUUCCACUUGUUGCAAGGCAAAGAGGAAGGGAACUUCGUCGUCCGGCAGUCGAGCCAGAGCGACACAAUGGCCCUUUCCGUGAGGCUGCCGCCAGGAAAGGGGCCGUACAUCGAGCACUACCUGAUCCAAGCUAACAAGGGGAAGCUGAGCUUGGAAACCAGCGAGAACAGGUUCGACAACAUCCCCUCGCUGAUCGCCCACUAUUCUCAGUGCUGUGACGAAUUACCGGUCCAAUUGACACUGCCAAGGGCGAUGCGGGAGGCCAAGAAUAGGCAGCAGCUCUCCUCGCUGGCACUUCUGGGUCAGGAGUUCUGGAGAUACCCGAUGGCAAACCCGAAGCCGCCGGAAAGCAGCAGCAGCAACACUUCGAGCUUGAGCAGUUUCCGUGGUGGUAACAAUAACCAUAGCAAUAACAACAGCAACAACAACAACAACAACGUCCACACACCAACGACCGAGAGCAUAGUGCUGAAUCUGGCGCCGAUAUCGUCGCACGAUACACGAAGCUCGUCGCCGACGACGGUCGUCACGACGUCGACGUUCGCGUCGUCGUUGCCGCGGCAGCCGCGGCCGACGCCGCCGAACACGUUGAACCUGACGACGUUCAACGAGCCGAUGGACGUGAAGAAGAUAUCGCCGACCGAGAAGCUCUCUCAGAAACUGAUCUCGCCGAAUCUCGUGCAGAGCGUGCGAUGCCCGUCGCCGGUGGUCCACAACGUGGAGAACAACGUGCUGAGCCCGGUGCAGGACGGGAAGCUGAACUUCGGGCCGAAGAGCGUCGUCGGCGAGGCCUCCUCGAGGUCGACGAUGGUCGAGCUGUCGAGGACCAGAUUCGCGUCGACGAACAGCUCGACCACGAACUUCCAUCACAACGUCUCGACGUUCAACAAUUUGUCCUGUGCGAACUCGCCGGUGCUGCCGGAGAUCAGGAACAUCAUCGGCGAGAAUCACGGGAUCGCGCAGAACGUGAAGACGCCGCCACCGCCGCCGCCUAGGUGGGCCAAGCCGGGGAUGGCGCACACGCAGAACAACUUCACGGUCACCACCACGGUCACAUUCAACGUGAACCAAACGACCGACGUCUGCAGUUCGCAGCAGAAUACACCGUCGGACCCGAACACGUCGCUGCUGAGCCCGCAGAGCGCCACGUCGAACAAAUCCCUCACGUCGAACUUCUCCAUAAAGUCACCAUUGUCUCCCACGACGCCGGUGCUCUCUCCGUUGUCGAAGCUAGUCCCGAACGUCGGCAUGAAGACGCCGAACGUUCUCUCGCCGACGACGCCGUCGAGCACCAGCAAGUCGAAGCGUAGACGGGACCGCGAGGCGCGGAAGAACUCCCAGCACUAUCAGGAGUCGGACAUCCUCGAGUCCUAUUACAGGAGCUCGCCGGGCGACAAGAUCUCCGACUACGAGGACAUAUGGAACACGACCGACCAGUCGAACCAGUCCACAUGGUCGCCGAACGACAAGCUGCUGAGGAACGACGGGCCCGCGGCGAACACGCCGCAGGAACGUCUGAGGAACUCGAACGACCGGCUGAUGGCGCAGGAAAGGUCCUCGAACCCGGCCGAGAGGAUCUUCAACGACCGAUUGACCGCGAACGAGCUGAUCGUACGUAACGACAGGAUGAUCCUGAGGAACGACAAGUCGAUCGCCAACGAGAAGUUGAGCUACAAGGAGAUGACCAGCCCGGAGUUCAGCAGCUUCAAGCCUGUGCAGGAGCUGAAGACAGGCGAACACGGGAACGGCACGAUCGAGGAGACCGGGAUGGGAAGGAGACCGGACCUUUUGUCUCGAGUCUGCAGCGCGAAUUCGUUGAACAGUCCGAACACCGUGACGCCCCCGAGGAACAAGCUGGGCCUGAUGCUGGCGAAAUCGGAGAGCAACAGCCCCCUGACGCCGGAGUCGAAGCAAGGCAGCCCUUUCUACGCGGAGCCGGCCGACGCUAUAGCGCAGAGUGCGGCGAUUAUACCGAGAAGACGAGCGAGGAACAAUCCGGCGACGAACAAGUAUCGACACAGCGAGCCUGGCUGGCUGCAGACGCCGAUCGGUGCUAACUCGAAUCAGCUUCACCCGAUCGACUGGGAGGAGACCGAGGAGACCGAGGACAAGACGCCGCUGAUAUCGUCCUCCGUCGACAACCUUGCCAAACGGCUUGGCACCAAGGACGUCAAGAAGAUCCCCAGAGCGAAGCCUGUGCAACCACCAAAGAUCAGAACCAAGGUGUUCAACGAUACCUCCUGGGCCGUGGACUCCAGCUGGGAGUUCAUUGGGAACGAAGGGGAGGAGUGCGAAGCCGACUACGACUGUGAUGCAGAUUACGAGGGCGAUAACGUUGCUAGAACGUUCCCAGACGAGGAGUGCGACAGGGACGUUGUUGGGAACACUUUGACCGUUCAGAGUAUCAUUCUCCAACGGUACCCAGAGCUGUUGAAGCCACCAGACACGUCGGAGUCGCUGUACAGUGACAGAAACUCCUCGUACGACAACGUCGAGAAGAGGAACGAGAGGGAGGACCUCGCGGACUCCAGAAAGGAGCAAACCUACGACUCUUCCGAAUGGGAAACCCCGCUGGAGACGGACGAAAGCGACGUGGAGAGGAUGAAUAAGAGCAAGAACAUCAAAGAACGGCUGGACUCCCUCCUUUCUCCGCCAAGGUUACAAGCCCUGAAGAACCGCGACAAUGGCGGCACCGGUUCCACGAUCAGGUCCUACGCCCUUCAGCUCGCCGCGGACAAAACCACCACCUUCUCCCAGAACAUCGACAACUUCAUCCAGUGCACGAAGGAAGGCAAGGAAGCCAGCCCCCACGUGGUGAUGAGGAACAUGCGGCAGUUUAUGUCCGGGAUGAAGAACUACUUGGUGAAGCACGGCGAGAGGGAGUUCGAGAAGGAGGUGGAGAAAGAGAGGGUGAAGCUGAAGGCGAACGAAUUCCUGAACCUGGACGCGAUCCUGGAGGGAGUGAUGAUGGGCCUUGUGGUCAGACCGCUGCGCGAGCACGUCUACAGACUGUUCGUCGAGCAUUACGCGACCACCGGGUCCCUGCAGACCCUAGCCGAGAACAUACAGCACGCCCAGGGGAAACACGUACAGGAUCUCGGCGUUCGACCAAAGAUCAUACCACCGUCAGACCCGAGUCUGGAGAAGAUCCUCAAGUAUAUUGACAAGCUUCAGAAAGCGGACUCGCCCCUGGACAAAUUGGAGAACCUGCUGGCGGCCAUUUCUGCGAUCUUCAAUUCCGUGAAACAUGCAAACUCUGGGAGGCAUGUGACGCUGGGAGCAGACGACCUCCUACCUCUUCUCGUUUGGGUCCUGGUCCGCGGUAAAGUCGUGGACGCCGAGGUGGAAGCGGAGUACAUGUGGGGCCUCCUUCAUCCUUCGCUGCUCACCGGCGAAGGAGGAUACUACCUGACGACGCUGUCCAGCGCAGUGCACGUGUUGAAGACGUUCAAGUCUAGCCAGGGAACCAUGUCCACGUUGAAUGGCUCUGGAACACCGGACUGUUCAUCCGUACUACGAAUCUUAGUGCCAGAUGAACUACACGGUUCCCUGAACACUAGAACCCUGCCUGUGCGACCCAACAUGAACACCAGGGAGAUUUGUCGUAUCCUCGCGCAUAAAAUAAGAUGCACCAACCCCCAGGACUACGGGCUGUUCAAGUUGGUCCAAGGAGAAGAAACUCUGCUCGGUGACCACGAAUGCCCCCAGGAGCUCUCUCACUGCCUCUUCGCGUACAAGCGGAUCGACGCCAAGAUCGCCUGGCCAAGAACCAGCUCUUAAUGUGUCUAAUAAGAAACCAUUUUAGGGUAAAGAAAAGAAACCAUGUCAGUUUUUGUUCCUGUACCAUCUUCGAAAUUUUUCUAACGCGAUUCACGAUUGCGGAUGGCUUCGAGAACCUCUCUCUGUAGAUAAUUUGUUAUACACGAGUUCGAAAAAGAAAACGAAAAAAAGAAAGAAAAAAAGGGAAAAAAAGUAACAAUUUUUAGCGAUCUUUUAAAAUACAAUCUCAAGCACAAAUUCGUGUGAUUCAAUCUCAUACAUCGAACACUGCCAGUCGUAGACAACAAUCGAACGAAAGAAACAAAAGAGGUAAAUUCCCGAGGGCAACUUCAGUACUUAAAGAUGGCCGAAGCAUUAUGCGAGAAGCAAUUCGAACCCUGUAUUCAGUAUCGUUGCGAUACGAUAACGCGUAUCCGGUGUCGCUGUUUAUCAUUAUCUCUCUAUUCGUGGUCGUUUUUCAUUCCAUCGCGUUUCCUCCAUGUUUCCAAUGGCUUGCGCCGGCGAAGACGCGGAACGUUUCUCUCAUAAAAAAAAGAAUGUCAAUCCGGCUCAAGGGAUCAAUUAUCGAGCCAAAAUAGCGCAGCACAGUGUGUCGGCCCCAUUAAUUAACAUAUUCAGUCGGAUUUCAUUGACUCACGAGCACACAUUUCCUUGACAUAACCUAGAACGUCGUCGGCUCGGUUGAAUGUCAAUCCGGCUCAAGGGAUCAAUUAUCGAGCCAAAAUAGCGGAGCACAGUGUCGGCCCCAUUAAUUAACAUAUUCAGUCGGAUUUCAUUGACUCACGAGCACACAUUUCCUUGACAUAACCUAGAACGUCGUCGGCUCGGUCGAAUGGAACUUGACUUCGGUUCCGUUUAGACGGCGAUUAAAAUCAUUUCGAAAACCUUGUUCCCAGCGAUCGGUGUAAGGAAAAUCAUCGUAUAUAUUACUCAGUAUUCAAUGUUUCGUGGAACUCUGACGAAGAGGAACUCUGUCGAUCCAGUUUGUGGUGAAGGCAGUUCGAGUCGAGGACGUCGCGGCUCCGCCGAAUGCGAAGGGGCGGAUUUUAAUCGGAAGUAUCGCGGAUGUCCUUGAGGCCAGCUAUGCGAGAGAACAUGGUACAUUUUCUACAGGAUAGAAGCGACUGGAAUGGAGUACCCGAACGUCUUCACGGUCUCUUAGGGAAUACGAUACUACACCGACGAAUAGUCAUUUCUUCACUUUUUCUUUUUCUCUACGUUUUCAAUCAGUCCUAGAUAUUAUAUUAUUUACUUAGUAGUAGUAGUAGACAAAUGAUACGAACUUUCGAUAAAAUAUUUUAAAGAGCGUGAUUAGAAGAAUUCCUUUGACAGAAAUUAAUUUUUCAUAGGCAGAGAAAAACGUUCAGGCGGUCCCUUCCAGACAGCUCGGACCUAAGGGAAGCGUAAUCGAGGUUAAUAAUUCGGUAGGAGACUCCUUGAUACAAAUUAAAUUAGACUCGGAGCACGAAAGACUAGUUUUAGAACUCUAUUUUAAGUACUUUGUACGAGACGUGGCGGGUUACUGAAUUUAAGCAAUCUGUACUUUUUAAGGCGGACGUCGCAUAUUUAUUGGAAGUUGUACACAUAUUUUAAUAUUUGUCGGACAUUUCCUUAACGCGCGUAUCGCUUCAUCUUACCCCCUCCCCUCCCCACCCGUUUCUGGGAGUUUGCCAGGCUGAUUCGGUCCCCCCAAUAUUUUAAAGGCUGUGUAAUAUUGUCAGCGGAAGUGAUUUAAAAAAAAAAUGGCGAACAACAAAUAGACUUUCGAAUAAAAUGAAAGGAGAAGCAAUCGAAGAACAAAAGAGAGAGAGCGAGCUAGAGAGAGAGAGAGAGAGAGAGAGAGAGAGAGAGGAACGAAAUAUUUUCCUAUUGAAAACUCAUGAACGAAAAUCAGCCUUGCAUGUAAUUGUCACGAAACGAUGUUGUAACCCUCGAUACAUUACGUGUAAUAAUGAUAUUAGCGAUCUAUGAAUGUACAUUUUUUCUUCUUCA
Megalopta genalis is the source of this 9693-nucleotide messenger RNA. RefSeq names its product Src homology 2 domain-containing protein sprint (gene spri). The record is from RefSeq and is a predicted model, not a curated record. Lineage: Eukaryota; Metazoa; Arthropoda; Insecta; Hymenoptera; Halictidae. Gene Ontology annotation, biological process: signal transduction; vesicle-mediated transport. Gene Ontology annotation, cellular component: cytosol; endocytic vesicle. Gene Ontology annotation, molecular function: guanyl-nucleotide exchange factor activity; small GTPase binding.